AUGCCGAUGAACGUGUACGUCCGCGUCGCCCUCUUCUGUGGUCUCUUUGCCAUGCAAUGCAGUGUGACGGUGCUGAGCAGUGUAACUCGAGAUACUGUCUUCCUUCGUGUGUACGACUCGCGCUACAUCUCCCACAUGGUCUUGCUCAUGUCGUUCGCAACGGCAUACGCGUCGACGGCCAUUUCCCAACUCCAGCAGCGAGGUGUCCACGCCAGCUCGAUUGCAUAUGCAUUUCCCUGUAUGUCGUCGGCCUUCAUGAUGCUCUUUUGGGCGCUUUUGGUCUACGCUCCUUCUUUGGUGUACAUCACGAGCAUCCUCGUGUACACGUGGGUCGAAAUAUCGGGCCAGCUCCUGGCCCAGCAGUUCUGGGACAUCUGCUCGGCGGCAUUCAACGUGUCCGAAUCGAAGCAGUACUUUGGCGCGAUCACGUUUGGGUCAACCAUCGGGACGUUGUGUGCCAGCUUUGGACUGAUUCCUCUUAUGCGCGCAACUGAGGUGUCUACAGAAGGCACGCUCGUGGUGGUGGCACUACUGCAGGCAACGAUCGGUCUCUCCAUGGUCACCAUCACGCCGCUUUUUCAAGUCACGUCCAAGCCUUCCAAACCCACCGCGGGGGCCCCGACCUCUGUUCUCUCUGAGAUCCAGCGCCGGUCCUACUUGAAACACGUGUGUUUCUUUGAAUUCGGGGCGACCGUCGCCCGAGUCUUCAUUGACUACUCAACGCUUGCGAUUCUCGGCCAGUACCCCGAAGCCACCGUGAAAGAUGCGCUCGGGUCCAUCAACGGCGUCCAGAGCUUUCUCAUGAUGCCGCUCCAGGUCAUGGCGGGUCCGUUGUUUACAUAUUUUGGAGUCAUGUACGGCAUCAGCACGUUGCCGUUGGCGGUGCUCGUGUUUGGGAUCACGACGUAUCUGUCGUCGUCGAGUGUGGGGUUGAUUGGCAGCAGGGCUACGUACAACAGCGUCUCGUAUGCGAUUUUCAACCCAGCACGCGAACUGCUCUGGCUACCGCUGCAUGCCCAGGACCGCAGCAAGUUUAAAAGUUUCGUGACCGGGCCGUUCCGGUCGCUGGCCCGAAUCGUCGGCGCACUCUUUUCGAUGACACUCACGUCCGACUUCGUCACGAAUUAUUGCAGUGGAAGCAGCGCUGUCAGUGUGGCCGUGAUCGUGCUCGGGAUAGUAUGGUUUGGAGAUGCAUUGGCUGCUCGCCAAGCGUAUGCAGCCGAGUUUUACGCGUCGCUAAAGAAAGGACACAUGGACGUGACAUCGCACUUGAUUGAUUUCACCACGGACCAGGUGGACUUGGUUCAAUCGACGCUACGACGGGGCGAGUCGAACCGCAUUGCGUUUGUCUUGGGCUUCAUUUGCCCUCCCCAUGUGCCCAUGUUUCACACAGACCUGCGAAAUGUGUUUUACCGCCCCGACAUGACGCUCCCGACGAAGCUCAAGCUGCUGCAGCUGCACGUGGCAUACACCAAAGAAAAGCACCACGACGAAUCGGCAUGCAUCUUUCACGUGGACGAUCUGCUCGCGCUAUACCACGACACAACGUUACCACGUCAGUUGCGACUGGCGGCCGUCUUGGCCUGCGGGUACAGCUCCGACCAAGCACUCGAGCGAUUGCACGAGUGCUUGGACACCGAAAUAGAUGUGUCACUUCGCGUGGGGGUGGCAAUUUCUGUGUUGCGGGCGUCGCAAUGGAUGGACGAACGGGCGACGAUCUUGCUGCAAAAGCUGCUGCACGAACCGCCGGACGUCAAAGCUAAAGUCAUUUGCUUGCGUAUCGUGGGCAGAGAGCUGCCAGAGCUUUUGGGUAACGGGUAUCUCGUCUACCUCCUCCACCAAAGCCAGGAGUCGCGCAUUGUCCACGCCGCGCUCGAGUGUUGUCGCCAGAGCAAGCGAACGUCGGCCAUGUUGGUUCCCGCCUUGGUCAAGUGGCUUGCCGACGCGUCCUUCCGCGCGGAAGCCCUUGACGCUCUCUCGACGUUUCCACCGUCCAUUGUAUGGGAAAACAUUGUGGACUACCUGGAGAAAGCGCUUGAAGCACACAACUUCGAAGCGGCAUUGGGGGGAGUUCGGUGCCUCGAGAUGGGGCAAUUUCCGCCUCAUGCCAAGGUCGAUGCCGUGCUUAACAUGAUGGACGCCCUCAUGGACAUGGAAGGACUCAACAACGUGCCCGUCGAAAUGGACCUCAGCCAUGUCCUGGUGCUCAGUCAGCGCCUGCCUCUGUGGGAGCUUCUCGCGGACGCCAUCAUUCGUGUGAGCGCCGAGAGCCACAACGACCAGCUCGCCAUGCUGUCCCGCGUCGACCGCAUUGUGGCAGCGUACGUGUUCCAAGCAUAUCAACUGCAUCAUCUGCGGCAGCUCUUUGCUGACGACACCCACGCCGUGCUUGGAGGCGGCUUGCUCGCCCAAGUGCUCGAGUGCGCUCUCGAUAAUCUCCUGCGUGUGGUGCUCAAAUUCGUCUCGUCCAAGUUCCCACAGGGGUUCAAUGUCCACGUACUGAUCGAAGGGUUGCAUUCGGACGUGCCCGAAGUGCUCUCUGCCGUCCAGGAGGUUCUCGAGACGCUGCUCCAGUCUCCUUUCAAGCACACCCUGACUCCACUCCUGUUUCCGCAAUCGCCAAAAGCCCCCGCUGCUCUUCAAAUUCGAAAGCAUGUCCAGAGCUUGCAGGUGCGGUCUGCGUUGGACCACGUGAUGGAGUCGAUGACCGAUCCCGCCGUCGACAUGGAGUUGUCUUGUCUGGCCAUGGAGCAUUACCUUGGUUUGGCGACAACGUUCGCAGUUGAAGACACGGUUGUCUUGCCCGAGUCCCAAGCCCACCGCCUGAUUCAACAUCCCAUUGCAAAGGAAGCGGUCGUCCGCACGCUGUCCCACGCCAUGACCACCGACCGGGCCAAGACGUUGCGGCGAAUGUUUCAAGCUAUUGCGUUGCCAACCGCAACGAGUGCACCGCCCACUGUGACCCCACUGGCAUAUUUCGACGUCGUGACUAGUUUGCGAGCUUGCGCCCUCUUCCGCUCCAUCAACGUGAUUGAGCUCGUGCAAAAGAUUGCGACCCACUUUUCCCAAGUCGUUGUGGCGGCCGGCGCCGUCAUCGUGGCUGAAGGCGACGCUGCGAUGCACAUGUACGUUAUUGCGUCGGGUUCGGUGCAGCUACAUCAGCACAAUGACGCGGUCUUGGCGACGCUGCAUGCUGGAGCGUGCGUGGGCGAGUUGGCUCUGUUGAUGUCAAAAGGGACGCAUCCGACAUCCGCCACGGCCCUCACCGACUGCGUAUUGCUCAGCAUCUCACAGACGUCGUUCAAAACGCUUAUUCAAACAAGCACGGCGAUCGCCCGCGGCGUGCUGGACGCGCUGGCGUCGGCGCUCAAGUGGACUUACUUUCAAGCCACCAACUCGACUGACAACCGCAGGUUGAAACGACUCGUGUCCCAAGUGACCGUCACGGCAAACGUGGACAAGGCCGCGACGGCCAUGCUAUCCAAGAUCGGACGACAGCGCCAUCGGUCGAAAUCGGAGGUGCCGUCAACGGAAGCGCAAAAGGUCAUGGCAACAUCCACCGCGCCGAAGAAGGAAUUGCUUGUCCGUUCGCAGUCCAAGAGCCACUUGAGGGAGUACUCGUCUCUCCAACUCAACUCGAGCGACUUCGACGCGACGUCAACGCACGCCUUGGACACUUUCACGAUGACUCGGUUGGAAAAGUGCCUGCACUUGAAAGCGUCGGCGUUUAUGAAGGACAUGGACGACGAUCAGAUUGCAGCGGUGGCUCAAAUGGCCCAAGUCGUAGUUUUGCCAAACGGCGCGACUCUGUAUCACGAUGGAGCGCCAGCAUCGAGCAUGUUUGUGGUCGUGGAAGGGUCUGUCGUGUGCGCCACGAACUCGCCGCAGGACGGCGAUGGAACGCUUAAAGAAACUUUUGAGCCCGGCGACUCGUUUGGUGAAUUGUCGUUCAGCCGGGGGGCGACCCACAUCAGCACCGCGACUGCCGUGUCCAUGCACCUGUCGGUGGUGCUACUGGAAAUACCUGCCGUUGAAUUUAUCGAGUUGGCCGAGAAACACAUCAAGUUGCUGCAUCUCGUGCUCGCGUGGCUGUCGCGCACGAUCACGAUCAAGAUGAACAUUCCCCAAGACUUCCACUUGCCGUUGACGACGUCCCAGCCGUUGUCCCCCAUCGGCAGUCCCCGAAGCAGCCCGCGUCGCCACUCGCCGCCACGCAAGAUGUGGUCCGACGGAGUUGCAUCGGAAAACGGCAGAGACUGGAGUGGUGGCGCCACAGCGCUGCGCCAGCGCCAAAAUACGAUUUAG
Messenger RNA from Aphanomyces invadans, 4305 nucleotides. RefSeq lists its product as hypothetical. Bases 1 to 4305 code for a protein of 1434 amino acids. NCBI's taxonomy places the organism in Eukaryota, Oomycota, Saprolegniomycetes, Saprolegniales, Verrucalvaceae. Gene Ontology annotation, cellular component: cytosol. The transcript has 17 exons. Gene Ontology annotation, molecular function: DNA-binding transcription factor activity. The record is from RefSeq and is a predicted model, not a curated record.